AUGUUGUCUGCACAGGGAACUGGUGCCUUGGCUCUUUUCCACAGUGUCAUAAUAGUGACUGCACUGAUAGACUCUGAUGAUGUCAUCUCACGAGAUGAGCAGAUCUACGUUGUGAUUGAUGCUCACGCCAAGUGUGAGAGGAACAUCCAGGCACAAAUGUCCCUGGUUAAAGAAGGUGACUGUAUCCCAGAGUGGGAUGGGAUCAUCUGCUGGCCACAGAGCAGAGCAGGUCAGCUGGUGUCAGUGCUGUGUCCAGAGUACAUCUACGACUUCAACCACAGAGGGCGAGCCUACCGCCAGUGUGACGCAUCAGGGAACUGGGAUCAGGUGCCCAAUAUCAACCGCACUUGGGCUAACUACAGUGAGUGUACCACCUACUUGACCACCAACCACAGGAGCCAAGAAGUGAAGGUGUUUGAGAGACUCCAUCUCAUCUACACUGUUGGCUACUCCAUUUCUCUAGCAUCGCUGUUGUUGGCAGUCUCCAUCCUCUGCUAUUUUAAGCGUCUCCACUGCACACGCAAUUACAUCCACAUUCACCUCUUCACCUCCUUCAUAUGUCGAGCAGUCAGCAUUUUCGUGAAGGACGCUGUGCUCUACACCGUAUCUGAAGACAGAGAGGCUGAGCCUGAGUUCACUGCACCGAAGCCUCAUAUGGCCGGCUGUAAAGUUGCUGUUACCCUCUUCUUUUAUUUCCUGGCGACCAAUCAUUACUGGAUCCUGGUGGAGGGGCUGUACCUACACAGCCUCAUCUUCAUGGCCUUCCUCUCUGACAAGAACUACCUAUGGGCCCUCACCAUCAUCGGCUGGGGUGUUCCAGCAGUGUUUGUGUCUGUUUGGGUCAGUGCUCGAGCAUCGCUGGCAGACACACAUUGUUGGGACAUCAGUGCUGGAAACCUGAAGUGGAUCUUUCAAGUUCCCAUUUUGGCAGCCAUUGUUGUGAAUUUCCUCCUCUUCGUCAACAUAAUACGUGUACUAGCCUCUAAACUGUGGGAAACAAACACUGGUAAAUUGGACCCUCGGCAGCAAUAUCGGAAGCUGCUCAAGUCCACAUUAGUCCUCAUGCCCUUGUUUGGAGUUCACUACAUGGUGUUCAUGGCUCUUCCUUACACUGAAGUCACCGGGCUGCUGUGGCAGGUGCAAAUGCAUUAUGAGAUGUUCUUCAAUUCAUCCCAGGGCUUUUUUGUGGCAUUUAUCUACUGUUUCUGCAAUGGAGAGGUGCAGGCAGAGGUAAAGAAGGCGUGGUUAAGACGCAGCCUUGUGCUGGACCUCAAACAGAAAGCCAGGAUGACCAGCAGCGGUGGGGGAGGCAGCUGUUACUACGGCGGCAUGAUGUCACACACUACCACCCACAGCGUCAGCUUGUCUGCUGCCAAUCCCAGAGCUCUUUCCUUCACUGGAGGUGUGGUGGGCUCAGGUGGAGCUCCCAGUGGAGGGUCAGGAGUCAGGCAGCCACGCCACGGCUCUCUCCACCUGCAAACCAGCCUGCCUGGAUACGUGACCUCCGGCACCCUACAGGAGACGGCUGUGCGGAAUCCCGGGGGGACGGAGUCUGGAGUUUUUGCCAGGCAUGUCAGAGCCAGCAAGAUAAAUCAUAACACCAAAAGUCAUGGAGCAUCUCCAGCACAAACCCCUGGAGCAGAAUAUCCAGACAGCUGCUUAUCUCUGAAAGAGCUGGAGACCAUCUUGUGACUGUUUUGAUAAAUUGACAGAUGGGCAUAAAUGAGGUAUUGGACUCAAGGUAGACUAACACAGAUGACAGGGAUGAAUUUUUCUGACUUCACCUGACUAGAAUGGUCAUCUUUACAAGCCUCUAUGUUGAUGUGCAAGACUGAGGACCUCCCAAACUAGACAUUUCAAGGAUUUACUUGUGUUUUGUCCACUUCUUCCAAGGUUAAGAAAUAACUUUCAGUCUCAACUUUUAAGCCAACAUAGACGAGGAGUCCUUAAAGUGUUUAAAUAAAUAAACAUCUACAAUUCCAUAACUGAGAAAGAUCUUGUGAUAUGAUCAAAAACGCCAGAACAGCUUCUGAGCAGAGCUUGUGUGGGGAUUGUUUAGUUAACAAUGGUUGUGUGGUUCUCUGGAUGUUUUAGUGGAUGGGAUCAAAUUUCCAUCACAUAAAAUAUGAGGGAAUAGAAACACAUUUUCUUUUACAAAAUGACACUGAAGGCCUUUACUCAUUAUGACAUACCAAAUCAGGAUUUAAUAUAGUCAUACAUAACUGAUGGAUUUCUUGUAGCUCUAUUUCAUUUCUGUCAGUGUACAUGAAUUGAACAUACAUAUUUAUAUGCUUUCAAUCAAUGUGAAAGAAACUGCACUUGUGCACUGUGUGUUUGUGUGUGUGUGUGUGUGUGUGUGUGUGUGUGUGCGUGUGUGUGUGUGUGUGUGUGUGUGUGUGUGUGUGCGUGCGUGCGUGCGUGCGUGCGUGCGUGCGUGUGUGCGUGCGGCCACUGUCUAUGAAUCUACUGUAGCAAUUCUCCCAUUUCUAAAUGUUGACCACACAUAUCAGCCACACAUUUAUGAUGGAGGAAGCAUUACUCCAUUAGUUACUUUACCCAGCUAACUGUCCACAUUUGAUGAUUUCUAACAGUAAUGACAGUAAUGUCCAGACAGCAUGUCUAGACAGGUAAGGUCUCUCUGCACCUGUGUUGUUGUUGUCCAUGUUGUCUACACAGCCCUAUUUAUCAUUCUGACAGGACCCUGAGGGCUGAUUCACAAACCUUUUGCCCCUCGCUGGCCAAUUCCCCAACCCCUUCCCUCUGUGUAACCUCUGCCCCGAUCGCCCUCACAACACCUUCCAGAAUUUCACACUCACCCCCCAGGCCUCUACUCGGAGCAAGAGGCACUUGAGCCGUUUGUAGACCUCGAGCAUGAGUGACAAAACCUGCAGCACAAGGCACCAGUAUUCACAAUGUAAACAGAAUGGAAAAAUGUACCUGUAAAUAUGUUAGGAUUGUUUAGGUGUUCAGAGAGAUAUGUACAGUGUACGAUAACUCUGAUAAUGUAAUCAAUGUUCUGAGAGUAUGCCUUGAGAGUUUAAAUAAAGUGAAUUAAAUUAAGCUGAA
Messenger RNA from Sander lucioperca (pikeperch), 3066 nucleotides. RefSeq names its product parathyroid hormone 3 receptor (gene pth3r). Gene Ontology annotation, molecular function: parathyroid hormone receptor activity; G protein-coupled peptide receptor activity; peptide hormone binding. Gene Ontology annotation, biological process: adenylate cyclase-modulating G protein-coupled receptor signaling pathway; cell surface receptor signaling pathway. Gene Ontology annotation, cellular component: plasma membrane. Lineage: Eukaryota; Metazoa; Chordata; Actinopteri; Perciformes; Percidae. The record is from RefSeq and is a predicted model, not a curated record. The transcript is spliced from 13 exons. The coding region runs from base 1 to 1692 and encodes 563 amino acids.